GUGUUUGCUCAGUUAAAGGACAUUUUACCAUCACUCGUUAUUCAUUUGAUAGAAGCCAAUAUUGAAGGGAAGGAGAGUGAAAGCAUCCAGUUGAGCAAUGGUAUUGAUGUCCAUUGGCAUUCAUCUCUAACUAAUGUACCCUAUGGCUUUAAUUAUUUCAUUGCUCACGAGUUUUUUGAUGUACUGCCGAUUCAUCAAUUCAUUGAUAUUGGGAAAAAUGAGUGGAGAGAGAUAUUUGUUGAUAUUGAAACUGAAACAAAAUCCUUGAAAUUUGUCAAAUCACCAAAUCCCACACCAGCUUCACUGGCAUAUACACAAUUACUAGGUGGUGGGUAUAAGGAGUUUGAGGUGUGUCCUGAUGGUUUAUUAAUCAUUGAGGAAGUAUCAAGACGUGUGAAGACUAAUGGAGGGGGAGCCCUAAUUGCCGACUAUGGAGACGUGGAAAUAAAAGAUUUCACUUUUAGA
Messenger RNA from Amphimedon queenslandica, 465 nucleotides. Its product is annotated as protein arginine methyltransferase NDUFAF7, mitochondrial-like. The transcript has 6 exons. Gene Ontology annotation, biological process: mitochondrial respiratory chain complex I assembly. Gene Ontology annotation, molecular function: protein-arginine omega-N symmetric methyltransferase activity. The annotation marks the transcript as partial. Lineage: Eukaryota; Metazoa; Porifera; Demospongiae; Haplosclerida; Niphatidae. Gene Ontology annotation, cellular component: mitochondrion. The record is from RefSeq and is a predicted model, not a curated record.